Molecule: messenger RNA, 2331 nt
Organism: Lycium ferocissimum
Lineage: Eukaryota; Viridiplantae; Streptophyta; Magnoliopsida; Solanales; Solanaceae
Product: C-terminal binding protein AN
Exons: 7
Coding region: 161-2065 (634 amino acids)
Biological process (GO): microtubule cytoskeleton organization
Molecular function (GO): NAD binding
Source: RefSeq, a predicted model, not a curated record
CAAAAAAGUGAGACAGAGAAGACUAGGGUCUCUCACAACUCUGUAGCCCAAAAACUGACACCUCAUUGCUUUCUAAAACUCGCCGGAGAAAUAGACGGAAAUGCUCACCGCCGUUCUCCGGCGUCUCUAAAUCCAGAUCUCCGGCAAAGCAACAACAACAAUGUCUCACCACAACAAAACGACGUCGUCUUCGCUUACUCAACAUCAACAAGUUCCUCUAGUAAUAACUCUCAAUUGCAUCGAAGACACAUCCUUAGAACAAGAAUGUCUCUCCGGCAUCGCAGUUAUCGAACACGUACCUCUCAGUCGCUUAGCCGAAGCACGGAUCGAGUCAGCUACAGCCGUACUUCUUCACUCACUCGCGUUCCUCCCACGCGCCGCACAACGGCGGCUCCGUUCAUGGCAACUCAUUCUCUGUCUCGGCUCAUCUGACCGAGCCGUCGACUCAGCACUCGCUUCUGACCUAGGACUUACACGGCUUGUACACGUGGAUGUUAAUCGUGCUGAGGAAGUUGCGGAUACUGUUAUGGCGCUUAUAUUAGGUUUGCUUCGGCGCACUCAUCUGCUUUCUCGGCAUACUUUAUCGGCUUCAGGUUGGCUUGGCUCAGUUCAGCCGUUGUGUCGUGGAAUGCGGCGGUGUCGUGGACUUGUACUAGGGAUUAUAGGUAGAUCUGCUUCGGCUAGGUCUUUGGCUACCAGGAGUUUAGCAUUCAACAUGAGUGUGCUCUAUUUUGAUGUUGAGGGAAAUGGAAAAAUGAGCAGACACUCCAUUAGAUUCCCACCUGCUGCCAGGAGAAUGGAUACCCUUAAUGAUUUACUUGCUGCAAGUGACCUUAUAUCAUUACACUGUGCUCUAACAAAUGAAACAGUUCAAAUUAUCAAUGCAGAUUGCUUGCAGCACUUAAAGCCUGGGGCAUUUCUUGUUAACACCGGUAGCUGCCAACUGUUAGAUGAUUGUGCUGUGAAACAACUUCUAAUAGAGGGAAGCAUUGCCGGCUGUGCUUUGGAUGGUGCUGAAGGGCCACAAUGGAUGGAAGCAUGGGUAAGGGAGAUGCCCAAUGUCCUGAUACUGCCACGCAGCGCAGAUUAUAGUGAAGAAGUGUGGAUGGAAAUAAGGGAGAAAGCUAUUUCUAUGCUGCAGUCAUUCUUCUUGGAUGGUGUUGCUCCGAAGGAUUCUGUGUCUGAUGAAGAAGAGGAAAGCGAGAUAGGGUAUGAAAAUGAAGUACACCAAAUACAAGAUGUUGAAAGCACGUUGCAGGGUUCUCUUAUUCAGCAGCCCAAUGAAGAUGUUGCAGACAGCUCUCAGAAAAGAUUAGUUAGUAUUUCGAGGGAAUCACCUAGUCAGCUCCAAGGCUCCGUGGUAUCUCAAAAUAGUUCUGGUAGAUCUGAAGUAAAGAGAAGUCGAUCAGGUAAAAAGGCUAAAAAGCGGCAUGGACGCCAAAAAUCACAACACAAAGUGGAUGAUCAUUUGACCUUUGAAAAGGAGAGUACGUCACACCAUGAAGAUGGGGCUACAAUGAGCGGAACAGAUCAAGGUGUGAGUUCCAGUUCACGUUUUGCUUCUCCAGAAGAUUUAAGAGGUAGGAAGACAUCAAUUGAAUCAAUACAGGAAUCAUCAGUGGAGAAGCUCUCAAAAAAAGGUGCGGAUCUCAGCAGAAAAUCUGCGGAACUGCUGAAGGAUGGUUAUGUAAUAGCUUUACAUGCUAGACAUCAUCCCGCUUUGCAUGUCUCCAGACAAAGAGUUAAAGGGGGUGGUUGGUUCCUCGACACAAUGUCAGAUGUUACAAAGAGGGACCCAGCAGCACAGUUCCUUGUGGUUUCUAGAAGCAAGGAUACAAUUGGGUUGAGAUCAUUUACUGCUGGCGGGAAGUUAUUACAGAUAAAUAGGAGAAUGGAAUUUGUAUUUGCAAGUCACAGUUUUGAUGUUUGGGAGAGUUGGACAUUUGAAGGUACUAUGGAAGAAUGUCGACUAGUAAAUUGUAGGAAUCCUCUGGCUGUUUUGGAUGUACGCGUUGAAGUACUUGCAGCUGUUGGAGAAGAUGGUAUCACUCGAUGGCUUGACUAGGCAGUGUCUUUGAACCAUUGCGCAUGAUUUUUUAACAUAUGCCGUGCUGAUUUGUUUGGAAAAUUUACCACAAGUAGUUUUGUAAAGAAUUGAGUCUCCCUCAAAGCAAUAGUUGUAAGUUUUUUAAUGUUAACUUUCAUUAUUGCCUCCUGUCAGGGUUCUUUCUUUCCACGACAAUGGCUUAUUGUAUUUUGAGGAUUCGAAGUAGCUUGCUUUUUGUUUUGACUGUUGCGUUUUAAUGGAAGUUUACAUGCUUUGCGAGUGAA